Messenger RNA from Venustampulla echinocandica, 621 nucleotides. RefSeq lists its product as uncharacterized. Lineage: Eukaryota; Fungi; Ascomycota; Leotiomycetes; Helotiales; Pleuroascaceae. The transcript has 4 exons. Gene Ontology annotation, molecular function: ATP binding; AMP kinase activity. The record is from RefSeq and is a predicted model, not a curated record. Gene Ontology annotation, biological process: nucleobase-containing compound metabolic process. Gene Ontology annotation, cellular component: cytoplasm. The coding region runs from base 1 to 621 and encodes 206 amino acids.
AUGGACCCCUCACAGAAAUGGCCUUGCGUGAUUUAUGUCAUCGGCUGCCCAGGCUCCGGAAAAGGAACGCUCUGCAAAAAACUGGUAGAAGACUUCAACUGCCUCCAUAUUUCACUCGGAGACCUGCUCCGCAAAAUUAGCAGCCUGCCAGGGGAUGAAAACUUAGAAGUCGCAGAAUAUGUCCACCAGGGAACCCUCGUACCAACAAAGAUAGUCUUUCGAGCUAUUGAGACGGCGGUCAGUCCCGGUCCGGCAAAUGAUCUGCAGGUCCAUUUGAUAGAUGGAUUUCCUCGACGUCUUGAUCAGGGGAUGGAUGUGGAACUUUUAGGGCUUGUCCCUAAUCUUGUUCUAUUCAUCGAUUGCGAUAAAGACAAUGCUAAGGGACGCUUCCUCACCAGGCGACUCGACGGCAGACUUGAUGAUGAUGAUGCGCUGUUUGAAACUCGGUAUAAGGAGUUUGAGCAGCGGAACCCGGCUGUGGUCACCUACUAUGGUUGUCUUGAUAAGCUCGUCAAGAUCAACUCUGAGGGCAAAACUGAGGUGACUUAUCAGAAGCUCCUCGAUGCAUUGGAUUCGAGAAAAGAGUGGACGGAAAUGCACCCUUCCGCUGUAGGGGGUUAA